UAUCUCAACUAACUAGUUAAAAAAAUUAGAUAGAACCCAUAUCAUAUAUUAAAUUUCUUCGCAAACAUCUGAGAGAGCCUUGUCCCUAACAAGCGGUGGUCUUAGCCCCUUCUUUACGGGUGUGUUAGAUUUCCCUCCACGCCAAAAAGUGACCGCCCACCUCAAAGGAACAGGAAAUCACUUAUUAAAUUAUCACUUACAAUACCGUUUGAUCCUCGUAACAUCAGCUCGCCUUAAAGCGUUUAAAACAGUAAGCAAGUCCUUAAAACUUCAGGGUUACCCGGAUGAACCCUUUUAAACCUAAAAAAUUUGGACUUGUUUUACGACCAACAAAGAAAAAUGAGAACCACUUAUCCAAAGUACACACCCUAUUAAACAAUGCUGGAAACACCUCAAUCUUUGAAGGGAGCAGUGAAGAGGAAGAAACUGAAGUUAAAAGUAAAGUCAAUUACGAGCUUAGGCAACCUAGAGUUUUGAAAGGGGAUGAUGUUGCGCUUCGCAAAGCUUUGGAAGAAGAUGCCUCUAUAUUUGAGUAUGACGCCGUUUACGAAAAAAUUUCAAGCGCCAAUAAGAUAUUUGACGCCAGUACUUUAAAUAGAAAACAGCCAAAAUAUUAUGAAGCUCUAUUAAAAGGCGCACAUUUAAGAAAGUUAGAAAAUGAAAGAAGAAUUGACCGCCAAGAACAUAAAAAAAGAAUACAGGAAAAAGAGGAGUUUGUUGGAAAAGAAGUUAUUGUAACUGCAAGCUAUAAGAAGAAACUUGCCGAAAGACAGCUGGCAGAAGAACUUGAAAAACAGAAAGAAGCUUUAGAGGAAGCUCAAAACGUUUCGCGAAAGAGUGAUCUUAGCGCUUUUUAUGCUAGCUUACUAAAUAACAGUUUCGAUUUUGAAGAUCCUACCAGUAAGUUAAAAGAGGAUCUUGAAGGGAAAAUUUUUUCGAGCUCGAGCGCUUUAGCCAUAGGUUCUCCCACUAUGUCCGAAGAGAUUAACGUAAACAAAGAAGUCUUAGAGAAGAACGAUUAUGCUUUUCGAGAAAACUCUUUUUUGAACGAAAUUAGUUAUGUAGCUAAAAAGGAUGAAGUUUGUCAAAAAGCUGUUGGUCAGUUUAAAAGAAAAACAGUUGACUCUGUCGUGGAGGUCGCCAAAAGAAAGGCGAUGGAAAGAAGAUUACGGAGGGAAAAGCAUAGGAGUGACGGUGAACCACCUACCUAGCAGUAGUUAA
Messenger RNA from Zophobas morio, 1221 nucleotides. Its product is annotated as nuclear speckle splicing regulatory protein 1-like. Bases 285 to 1211 code for a protein of 308 amino acids. Lineage: Eukaryota; Metazoa; Arthropoda; Insecta; Coleoptera; Tenebrionidae. Gene Ontology annotation, biological process: regulation of alternative mRNA splicing, via spliceosome. The record is from RefSeq and is a predicted model, not a curated record. The transcript is spliced from 8 exons.